This is a messenger RNA of Echinostoma caproni, 942 nucleotides long. NCBI's taxonomy places the organism in Eukaryota, Metazoa, Platyhelminthes, Trematoda, Plagiorchiida, Echinostomatidae. The record is from the annotation of a GenBank genome assembly.
CGUUGUGUGAAUCUGUGGGGUGUGAUUCCCGGGGACCGGACCAUCUCAGACGAGGUAGAUCAAUAUGUGAUACUGGGAAACCAUCACGAUGCCUGGUGUCAAGGUGCAUGUGAUCCGGGCUCGGGUACAGUUCUUCUACAACAAGUGGCAAAAAUUCUUGGAGAGGCCUAUAAAAAAGGAUUUAGACCACGUCGAACAGUGGUCCUUGCUAGCUGGGAUGGUGAGGAACUGUCUCUACUUGGAUCCACUCACUUUGCGGAAUCAUUUCGAACGGAACUGAUGCAACGUGCCGUCGCCUACCUUAACGCAGACUGUCCCAUCAAGGGCCACACGCAAUUUAAUGCGCGUACGGAUCCGUUGCUUGCGGAUGCCCUAAUCUGUGCUAGCCGUCUGGUUUCAGUCGAUCCACCAGAGGAUAUGCGAACUCUUUACGACGAGUGGCUUUCUCAAGACGGAUCUGAGUCCACGGAACCAAUGUACGCUCCCGCCUCACAGUAUCAGUUGAAAUUGCAUUCUAUCUUAAGAUGUAUACAAGCUAUUGAUGUAUCUCAACCCGGUGGUGGCUCUGACCACAUUCCAUUCGCCUACAAAUUGGGCGUGCCAUCUUCGUAUCCUGAGUACGUGCCGGACUACUGUAUGUAUACUAUGCCCAUGUACCACACGUGGUAUGAUAACAUUGAUGUGGUCAAACGUUUCUUGGAUCCGUCCUCGUCCAAGACAGGUCCUUUACCCCGGCAUCGUCUGAUGGUUCGUUUGUGGAUCGCAUUGAUCAUUUAUUUGUCUUGUGCACCUCGUCUUCCCUAUUCACCCGUUCGAUUGGCUCAUUGGCUGUGCACCGAAUGGGAACAAUUGGUACAGAAAGCGCGUCACGAACCGGUGGAUUGGGUGAAACAGGGAAUACGUUUCGGUGCGUUAAUCCUUUGUUGUUUUCCGUUCUUGUGA